AUGCUUAGCGGCCGAGCGCUGGAGGCCACUGUAGAAGGUUCGGAAGCGGGCAAAGCUGGUUGGCACUGGCGCGAAGAGGGAUGUGAGACGCUAAUGUUGGGUGAGGAACUGUCUACGGGGGAUUGUCACCGUUUGGCGGGUCAAAUGAGAGUGACGCGUAAGAGGCGGCGAUCCAUGGCGUCCCAGCUUGAUUCUGACUCGCCCGCGGGCGUUAACUCUGGGGCCAGGUAA
This is a messenger RNA of Cordyceps militaris CM01, 231 nucleotides long. RefSeq lists its product as uncharacterized. The coding region runs from base 1 to 231 and encodes 76 amino acids. The transcript has 2 exons. The record is from RefSeq and is a predicted model, not a curated record. NCBI's taxonomy places the organism in Eukaryota, Fungi, Ascomycota, Sordariomycetes, Hypocreales, Cordycipitaceae.